Amoebophrya sp. A25 is the source of this 240-nucleotide messenger RNA. NCBI's taxonomy places the organism in Eukaryota, Dinophyceae, Syndiniales, Amoebophryaceae. The record is from the annotation of a GenBank genome assembly.
GCAUGGAGUAGCAUGGAGCGCAUGGAGCGCAGAGCUUUAAGGGGCGCAAGAAGCUCCCCCUUUAGCUCCAUGCUACUCCAUGCGAUCCAUGCACUCCAUGCCGUGCGAGCUGUGAAACCUUAUAAAUUGCUCUGGCCAAUAAGAUGAAUACGGAACAGGAUCAGUAGGUAAACCAGAAGAUGAGGAUGACUUCUGCUAUAAUUCCGACCAUAUCCAUAACCAACCUAGACUAGUAGUACC